Messenger RNA from Gadus macrocephalus (Pacific cod), 5109 nucleotides. Its product is annotated as vasorin-like. Bases 1133 to 3208 code for a protein of 691 amino acids. Gene Ontology annotation, molecular function: transforming growth factor beta binding. Gene Ontology annotation, cellular component: extracellular matrix; plasma membrane. Gene Ontology annotation, biological process: negative regulation of transforming growth factor beta receptor signaling pathway. Lineage: Eukaryota; Metazoa; Chordata; Actinopteri; Gadiformes; Gadidae. The transcript has a single exon. The record is from RefSeq and is a predicted model, not a curated record.
GGGGGAGGGGCGGGGGGAGGCGGCGUUUGAGCUACCACUGCAGUUCAUCUCCCCAGUUUAGAACGGCGCGGACUAAAUCACGGCCGGACAGACGGCGGGCCCCUGCUCUCCGCCGCGGUGGACGCACACACACACACGGGGGGCGUAGUGCUGACACGGUGAGGGCCGGGACGAAACCGGAGAAACCGGAGCGCCGUCGGCGGCGAGGUCGUUCCUGAGUGAAGGCUCUGAGUGAGGCCUUGUCCGUAUAACUUUAUCACGAUGGCCAAGGUUAUUUAUGCCCCGUGCAAGCUUCACCCGUCAGCCCGGGACUCGGAUUAAUGAUGCGGAUCUACAUGGGGAGAUACUACUGGGCCCGGGGGAGGUUCAGUGGUCAUGGGUUUGCGUUGUGAAGAUUAUCCCUUCAACCCCCCGCAACCCCUGAGUUCGCCCACAGCAUGUGUACAGUGGCACUCGCUACUAGCUGGGACAGACACACACACACACACACACAGACACACACACACACACACACACACACACACACACAGCAGCAGCAACAAAGAGCACCUAUUGCGUCCAAGUAUCUGCCACUGUAAAGAGCAAAGCCGAGGUUCUGCUCCGCUCAAUACUAUCAAUUACACAGCACAUUGCACCGAGAACGCAGCGCGGCCCAAGCCAGAGCAGUGUGGACCGGUGCCACGGAGCAGACGUCUUUAUAAGUACAGGGGAAAGCUGCUCACAGCCCCCGGGGUCAGCCAGGCAGCUUAUUGCCAGAGCAGCCUUGUGCCAGGGGACUGCUUUUGAUCACAGGAGCAUGCAGGCCCCUGAUGCGAAGGCUCGGUCGAAAAUAUAAAAUUUAGUAACAUAAUUCGGCAUAAUUUUUUUUUUUCGCACCUCAUUCAACGGUAUUAUAGUACAAUGAUGUAAAAUAAUUUGAAACGUCAAGCACAUUCACGUAUUACAUUCUGCCUCUGCGGUGUCACUACGACAAAGUAACUGAUAAGCCUUGCGAGAAGACACAAUUCGUACCACCUGUUCCAUUCUCUUCGUGUCCUUCGAGCCUCUGAAGUCACAGGUCACUGAUCGCAUUCUUGUUCUCUUUCGUUUCAGGCUGAGCGGGGGGAAGGAGAGAGAGAGACACACUGCCAAGAUGAAGGUCCUCCUCACUCCGCUGACUCCCCUGUUCCUCCUCCUGCUUCUUCUUCUUCUCCUACCGGACGCUGCCUCGCGAGGCGACUGCCCGAAGGACUGCUCCUGCUCCACUCUGGAGUCCAUCUUCUGCUUCCAGCGGCAUUCCCCCGCCAUCCCUCAGGGGGUACCCCCGGCCACGCAGAACCUCUACCUCUUUUCCAACGGCAUCGAGGGACUAACCGAGGAGGACUUUGACGGCCUGGAGAGCCUUGAGAUGCUGGACCUCAGUCAGAACAAGCUGACGGCGCUUCCCGAUAGGGUGUUCCAGCCCUUGAUCUCCCUGAGGAACCUGGACCUGAACUCCAACCAGAUCACGUACGUCUCCGAACACUGCUUCCACGGCAUGCCUCUUCUGGAGCGGCUCUACUUGUACAGCAACCACAUCAAGACCAUCCACCCGGCGGCCUUUAGUGGCUUGGAGCAGCUGAUAGAGCUCAAGCUACAGGGAAACCAGCUUACUACACUGCCGGCGUUGUCCUUACCCAGGCUGAGGCUGCUGGACCUCAGCUAUAAUGUGUUCCCGACUCUCGGUCCGGAAGACCUCAAGACCCCGAACCUCGAGUCCCUGAGGUUGGCGGGAGUCGGGCUCACCCACCUCGAUGAUGAGCUCAUGGCCAGUCUGGGUAAUCUCCAUGAUCUGGACAUAUCAGAGAAUCAACUGGAGGUGUUCCCUCCGGCGCUGAAGGAAGCAAGAGGGCUGAUCCACCUCAGCCUCGGAGGGAACCCCAUGGGACCCCUGGAUGUAAAGGAUCUGCAGAAUCUGGGGGAUCUUCACGAGUUGGACAUCAGCAGCCUGAGUUUACAGGGUCUCCCCGAGGAAUUCCCGAAGCUUUUCCCCCACUUGGAGAAACUAAAAGUAGCAGAGAAUCCCUUCAACUGCCUGUGCAACCUUGCAUGGUUUCCAAACUGGCUGAAGACCAAGGGAAUUACCCUGCACAGAACCGAGGAGACCCGCUGCCACUUCCCCCCGAUAAAUGCUGGGAAGGUUCUGCAGAGGAUGGAGCACAGUGAGUUUGGUUGCCCUAUUACGACCAGAGUGACCACCACCACGGUCAAGACCACCACCACCGCAGCUGACCCUGUGACCCUCCCCCUAAGUACAUCUGAGGCUUUUCUCGAUCCGAUGCCCAGCGACUACUCCUUGGACCCGGAAGACGACAAUUCUUUGCCACCCGUCCAUGCCAGCCCCAGCAGCAGCAGCAGCAUUGACAAUGAGAUGCAGCCGACUUCGUGCCAUCCCAACACCUGCUCUAACGGUGGACUGUGUCGGCUGGACCGACGCGGCCAGGUAGCAUGCGCCUGUCAACCCGGCACCUCGGGCGUCUACUGUGAGAUCCCCCGUCAUCAUUCACCCUCCGUGCCUGAGGCCGAGGUGUCCAUGGCAACGGUCAUCUCGGACACAGCGGACAUAAGCUCCCGGGCCGUGACCUCGACCACGAUACGGCUGGACCUUCACCGCUACAUCGAGAGGCGACCGUACAUCCGUGGAAUCCGCCUGACCUACCGGAACCUCUCGGGGCCCGACCGCCGGCCGAUCGACCUGAGCGUUCCCGCCAACUACCCGGAGUACACGCUCAGAGGCCUGAAGCCAAACUCCACGUACGCCGUGUGCGCCAGGCCUCUGGGCACCCCUAUCGGUAUGGACAGUUCCUGCACUGAGGCCCGCACGGUGGGCCAGCAUCAGAGCACCGUGGGGGCCCGCGUAGAGGACAAGCGGUUGACCACCAUGCUAGUGCCGGCCCUGGCCAUCUUGUUGUCCCUGGUGCUGAUAGCAGCGGCCGUGGGGCUCGUUUGCUACCUCCGCAAAAGAAGGGGCAAAGGCCACCUGAACCCCCUGGACUGCGAGCCCUCCCAGCUGGAACUGGAGGGCGUGCGGACCAGCCUAGACAAUGGGGAGCUGCCCAAGAAGCAGCCCGAGGCCUCGAGUCCCGAGCCUGCCGUUCAGAACGGUAACCUGGAGUACGAGGAGCUGCUGCUCCAGGAUCACUGCACCUCGAACAACAAUAUGUGCACGCACAAGCCCAGCUACUUCUGACUGCUCGGACUGCACUGCACUGGGGAGACUGACUGGGGGCGUUCUGUUGUGGUGUGCUGUCGGCGUCUUGGCAACUGCUCUGGGUGAUAGCAGUGGCAGUGGGCGGGACCGGCCAUCCAGGAACAGAGAUGCGGAACAUUAAAGACGUUGUAAAUAUAAAGUGUUUGUCUAACUGGACAAUAAACAAAGAGAUUGGAGAUAAUAAAAAAAAGGGAUAUUCCCUUAAAUAUGAUGUAGCUGACUCCUGCAGUUUCCUACCAGAUGGACAACCCCCUCAGAUUGAGGGCUAUAGAUUGAAAUUGAGGGUUAAAUUAUGCCAGAGGUGGGUGAUGUCCCUAUUAGUAAUAAAGAAGAGGUGUGCACUGAUAUUGGGCUGUGCUGCCAUUUCCCAGUUGUAACAACUGAUCUAAACCCCAUUAAUAUGAUGGGUUGUAUUUUUGCUAUGUUGUAGCACCCUCAGCACUACCUUAAAGGAGUCGUGCUUGCUGUGAAUGACCUCUUUUGUCACCAAAUGAAGCGUUGUCGAAGACGGCUCCACCGCGCAUUGCUCUCUUGCAUAGCUUCCUUCGGCUCUACUGCUUUUGUACAAAUACAAUUUCUAAUGUUAUUUUUUUAUAAGUGUCUGUGUUGUUUUUUUCUCUCUUGUUAAAACAAUGUGACUGUGCAGCCUUCCACCCCUAUCUCUUGUGACUCACCGACAGACAAAACAUCAGAUUAAAAUCUUUGAAGAUUAAAAAUGCAUUUUGUACCAACAGAGUCAAUCAAAGGGCUUUGCCUGCAGAAUGUCAGACGGUCGAAGUAGCUGUUAAGUUCGGCCUGACUCAAGGCUAAGUCCCCUUCCUCAUUCUUCAGCACUCACCCUCCCUUUCCUCCAUUGAGACGAUUCCAAACGUUACGAAGGGAAACUCAUCCCCGUAUUUAGUUUCAACUGUGAUGCAUACCAAAAUGUAACUAUACCAGAAAGCUGAGAACGGAGAGAUAACGUCCGAUACUGUAUUGUUGAUUCAUGCUACAAGGCACCCGAAUUAUACUGCUCACAACUCACACAGAACAGAUAGUGUGUUUGUGUGUACUUUCAUUCCCUGGGGUACGACAUUUGCUGCUGUGGCAUAUUGCCUAACACCAUAAAAAUUUGGUUUUAGUCUCGCUCAUUUUAAAACGGCUCCAGCUCCAGAUGUAGCGUGGUAACUCCAUAGUGUUGUGCUCUUAAUUUAAUCAUUCUGAGGCGAGUCGGAGACCUCAAAAACAUGGUGACCCAGACACACUGGGAUGUCAAACCGUUUAGGAUUAACAAAGAGGUUCACGCUCUCUAUGGUGGCAAGCUUGCUUGCCUGUGUGUGUCUGUGUGUGUCUGUGUGUGUGUGUGAGAGAGAGUGUGAGUGUGAGUGUGUGUGUGUGUGUGUGUGUGUGUGUGUGUGUGUGUGUGUGUGUGUGUGUGUGUGUGUGUAGGUGUGUGUGUGUGAGGUCUGUCAACAAACUGUGAUAAUGCAGGAGCUUGUCCAGUCACGUCUUUAAGAGACGCGCAGACAUAAAGUUACCACUAGACAUGUGUCUCUCAGUGUCACCCAUGAGAGAGCACACUGAAUACCUGCACACACAAUAAGAUGUGUAUGUGCCGGAAUGUAGACACACCACACUGCAGUUUUUCCUUGGAUUCAAUCACGACCAAAAUUGCCAAAAAACAAACAAACAUCAAACUGGAAUAUUUGUCCGCUAAUUAGUUUACAUUGAAAACCACGCACAGUAUUUUCAAUGGGAUCGUUAAUUUUCCCUGUUUACUUUGGGAAGCUCUUACUUGUAAAGCUCUGUUGUUGCCUUUUUGUAUACAGUGAACAUAUUUGUAAAAGUGGAAAAUAUUGAUAUGUAAAAUAAAAUAAAAAGAUUAUACAUAAAAAUGAAAA